Molecule: messenger RNA, 825 nt
Organism: Ruditapes philippinarum (Manila clam)
Lineage: Eukaryota; Metazoa; Mollusca; Bivalvia; Venerida; Veneridae
Product: complement C1q-like protein 4
Exons: 3
Coding region: 28-807 (259 amino acids)
Molecular function (GO): protein binding
Source: RefSeq, a predicted model, not a curated record
AAAAACUUAAAUUUACUAUCACUAAACAUGAUGUUGAAUCUAACCUAUGUUUCUUUUGUGAUAGUUUUCUUCUGUCAGAAUUCAUUCAGCGUCGAGUUAAAUGACGACACGGUAAUACCGGUUAUUCAAUCGAUUGUUGAUGAAUUAAAGAACGUAAAGGCAACGUACAGAAUAGAAACUGACCAGCUUAGAAAUGAGGUAUUCACACUACAGAAGGAAAACAAAGAAUUAACAAGCAAAGUCCAGCAGCUGAUUCAGGAUCGAGACAGACAUAAAAAGAUAUGUGACGAGAACAACAACAUUGGCGAGCACAAAGUAAAUUCUGAUCGCAUGUCAGGAAGCAUUACCAUACCGCAACCGCAUCCUGGAACGCUGGGAAAUCAGAAAAGGCAGAUACCCGCGGACGGAAGAGUUGCAUUCACGUCGGUAUUAUCCAAUCAAAUUCCACAUCUUGGUUCACAUCAGACGGUGAUUUUCGACAGCGUAGUUACUAACAUUGGAAAUGCUUAUCACUCGAAUUCUGGCAUCUUUGUUGCUCCAUACAAGGGCGCUUAUGUGUUCACCGUAAAAAUGAAAGUACCGCCACGACACAAGCUCCAUCUAGAGCUAGUUGUAGACGGUAAAGUAGCAUUUGAUCUAGGGAUAGAAAUACCGAGCAGCGAGGACUACGAGUCGGCCAAUGAAGAGUUUAUAAUCGAAGUCAACCAAGGUGCGGACGUAUUUGUUAGGUCCGACGCUAGAGGAGGAGUUUUGUACGGGUAUAGGCGAUCCGUAUUUUCAGGGUUUUUGCUUUUUGAAACUGAAUAGAAUAAAAAAAAUGACAUA